CCCGCUGAACUUUGGUUUUCUGACCGAUAGAGGCCGGUAGAGGACUGUGAAAGAAAAGUUAUCCCCCAGGAUGGACUUCUCGCAGCCGAAACCUGCCGCUGCCCUCUGUGGCGUUGUGAGUGCGGACGGAAAGAUCGCUUACCCCCCGGGAGUAAAGGAAAUCACCGACAAGAUCACCACCGACGAAAUGAUCAAACGGCUGAAGAUGGUAGUGAAAACUUUUAUGGAUAUGGAUCAGGAUUCGGAAGAUGAAAAGCAGCAGUAUCUCCCACUAGCCUUGCAUCUCGCAUCUGAAUUCUUUCUCAGGAACCCUAAUAAAGAUGUGCGCCUUCUUGUAGCAUGUUGUCUGGCUGAUAUAUUUCGAAUUUAUGCCCCAGAAGCUCCAUAUACUUCCCAUGAUAAACUUAAGGACAUAUUUCUCUUUAUUACCAGGCAGUUAAAAGGUUUGGAGGAUACAAAGAGUCCACAGUUUAAUAGAUACUUUUAUUUAUUAGAGAAUUUAGCUUGGGUUAAAUCAUAUAACAUCUGCUUUGAGUUGGAAGAUUGCAAUGAAAUUUUUAUUCAGCUUUUUAGGACUCUCUUCUCAGUAAUCAACAAUAGCCACAAUAAGAAGGUACAAAUGCACAUGUUAGACUUGAUGAGUUCUAUCAUCAUGGAAGGUGAUGGAGUUACUCAAGAGUUACUGGAUUCUAUUCUUAUCAACCUCAUCCCUGCACACAAGAACUUAAAUAAACAGUCCUUCGACCUUGCAAAAGUCCUGUUGAAAAGGACAGUCCAGACUAUUGAAGCGUGCAUUGCCAAUUUUUUCAAUCAAGUCCUGGUGCUGGGAAGAUCGUCAGUCAGUGAUCUGUCCGAACAUGUAUUUGAUCUGAUUCAGGAACUUUUUGCUAUAGAUCCUCAUUUAUUGUUAUCUGUCAUGCCACAACUUGAAUUCAAACUGAAGAGCAACGACGGUGAAGAACGAUUAGCUGUGGUUCGACUUCUAGCUAAAUUGUUUGGCUCUAAAGAUUCAGAUUUGGCAACACAGAAUCGGCCUCUUUGGCAGUGUUUUCUUGGGCGCUUUAAUGACAUUCAUGUUCCUGUGAGGUUAGAAAGUGUCAAAUUUGCCAGUCACUGUUUGAUGAACCAUCCAGAUUUAGCAAAGGAUCUCACGGAAUAUUUGAAAGUUAGGUCACAUGAUCCAGAAGAAGCCAUUCGUCAUGAUGUCAUUGUUACUAUAAUAACAGCUGCCAAAAGAGACCUUACCUUAGUAAAUGAUCAGUUACUUGGCUUUGUCAGGGAAAGGACACUGGAUAAGCGGUGGCGAGUAAGAAAAGAAGCCAUGAUGGGUCUUGCUCAACUUUAUAAGAAAUACUGUCUUCAUGGUGAGGCAGGAAAGGAAGCUGCAGAGAAAGUCAGCUGGAUAAAGGACAAACUUCUGCACAUCUACUAUCAGAACAGCAUCGACGACAAACUCUUGGUAGAGAAAAUAUUUGCCCAAUAUCUUGUUCCCCAUAACCUGGAAACCGAAGAGAGAAUGAAAUGCUUAUAUUAUUUAUAUGCCAGCUUGGAUCCAAAUGCUGUGAAAGCUCUCAAUGAAAUGUGGAAGUGUCAGAACAUGCUUCGGAGUCAUGUGCGUGAACUGCUGGAUUUACACAAGCAGCCUACAUCAGAGGCUAACUGUUCUGCCAUGUUUGGAAAACUGAUGACCAUAGCAAAGAAUUUACCUGACCCUGGCAAAGCACAAGAUUUUGUAAAGAAAUUUAACCAGGUUCUUGGUGAUGAUGAGAAGCUGCGGUCUCAGUUAGAAUUGUUAAUCAGCCCAACCUGUUCAUGCAAACAAGCUGACAUUUGUGUGAGAGAAAUAGCUCGGAAACUUGCAAAUCCUAAGCAGCCAACCAACCCUUUUCUAGAGAUGGUCAAAUUUCUGUUGGAAAGAAUUGCUCCUGUGCAUAUUGAUUCAGAAGCCAUAAGUGCACUAGUAAAAUUGAUGAAUAAAUCAAUAGAAGGGACAGCAGAUGAUGAAGAGGAGGGUGUAAGUCCAGAUUCAGCCAUUCGCUCAGGACUUGAACUUCUUAAGGUUCUGUCUUUCACACAUCCUACCUCGUUCCACUCUGCAGAGACGUAUGAGUCCUUGUUACAGUGCCUAAGAAUGGAAGAUGACAAGGUAGCAGAAGCUGCAAUACAAAUUUUUAGGAACACAGGCCACAAAAUAGAAACAGACCUUCCCCAGAUACGAUCAACAUUAAUUCCCAUUUUACAUCAGAAAGCAAAGAGGGGUACUCCACACCAAGCUAAACAGGCUGUGCAUUGUAUCCAUGCCAUCUUCUCCAAUAAGGAAGUCCAGCUUGCACAGAUAUUUGAGCCACUCAGUAGGAGUCUGAAUGCUGACGUACCAGAACAACUUAUCACUCCAUUAGUUUCACUUGGCCAUAUUUCCAUGUUAGCACCAGAUCAGUUUGCUUCACCAAUGAAAUCUGUAGUGGCAAACUUUAUUGUUAAAGAUCUUCUGAUGAAUGACAGGUCAACAGGUGAGAAGAAUGGAAAAUUGUGGUCUCCAGAUGAGGAAGUUUCUCCUGAAGUACUAGCAAAGGUACAGGCAAUUAAACUUCUGGUAAGGUGGCUGUUGGGUAUGAAAAACAACCAGUCUAAGUCUGCCAAUUCAACUCUUCGGUUAUUAUCAGCGAUGUUGGUCAGUGAGGGUGACCUGACAGAGCAGAAGAGGAUCAGUAAAUCAGAUAUGUCUCGCUUGCGGCUAGCUGCUGGAAGCGCCAUAAUGAAGCUUGCUCAGGAACCCUGUUACCAUGAAAUUAUUACCCCAGAACAGUUCCAGCUCUGUGCACUUGUUAUUAAUGAUGAGUGCUACCAAGUAAGGCAAAUAUUUGCCCAGAAGCUUCAUAAAGCACUUGUGAAGUUACUGCUCCCUUUGGAGUAUAUGGCGAUCUUUGCUUUGUGUGCCAAAGAUCCUGUGAAGGAAAGAAGAGCACACGCACGCCAGUGUUUACUAAAGAACAUCAGCAUACGCAGGGAGUACAUCAAACAGAACCCUAUGGCUACCGAGAAAUUGUUAUCACUACUGCCUGAGUAUGUGGUUCCAUACAUGAUUCACCUGCUAGCCCAUGAUCCUGAUUUUACAAGAUCACAAGAUGUUGAUCAACUUCGUGAUAUAAAAGAGUGCCUGUGGUUUAUGCUUGAAGUCUUGAUGACAAAGAAUGAGAACAAUAGUCAUGCCUUUAUGAAGAAGAUGGCAGAGAACAUUAAGCUGACCAGAGAUGCCCAGUCUCCAGAUGAGUCCAAGACGAAUGAGAAACUUUAUACAGUUUGUGAUGUGGCUCUGUGUGUUAUAAAUAGUAAAAGUGCUUUGUGCAAUGCAGACUCGCCAAAGGAUCCAGUCCUCCCAAUGAAGUUCUUUACACAACCUGAAAAGGACUUCUGCAAUGACAAAAGCUAUAUUUCAGAAGAGACAAGAGUGCUUCUGUUAACAGGAAAGCCAAAGCCUACUGGAGUGCUAGGUACAGUAAACAAGCCUUUAUCAGCAACAGGAAGAAAGCCUUAUGUUAGGAGCGCCGGCACAGAGACUGGAAGCAAUAUUAAUGCCAACUCAGAGCUGAGUCCUUCAGCCGGAAGUCGUUCAAGGGAACAGAGUUCAGAGGCAUCAGAAACUGGAGUUAGUGAGAAUGAAGAGAAUCCUGUGAGAAUCAUUUCUGUCACGCCUGUAAAGAAUAUUGAUACUGUAAAGAAUAAGGAAAUUAAUUCUGAUCAGCCUACCCAAGGCAACAUCAGCAGUGACCGAGGAAAGAAGAGGAUUGUAGCAGCAGCUGGUGCUGAGAAUAUCCAACAAAAACCAGAUGAGAUAGUAGAUGAGUCAGGACCUCCUGCGCCUUCCAAGCCUAGAAGAGGACGUCGCCCCAAAUCUGAAUCUCAGGGCAAUGCAACCAAAAAUGAUGAUCUAAAUAAACCCACUAGCAAGGGAAGGAAGAGAGCUGCAGGCAGCCAGGAGAGCCCUGGGGGUCUGGAAGCAGGUAAUGCCAAAGCGCCCAAGCUACAAGAUGGAGCCAAAAAGGCAACACCAGCAGAGAGACAAAUUGACUUACAAAGAAACAACGGACUGGCAAAGAUAACUCAACCUGUAAAAGCACUCGCCACCAAGUCAGACUCCAGGUCCCACAGAGUGGAAGCAGAACUGACUGGAACAUGAGGACCUGGCCCUGACACAUCCCACAGCAAAUGUAAAAAGAGAACUUAUACAGGGAGAAAAUGAAGGCCAAACAGAAGCAGAUUCCAGGUUCUGUAAAAACUUGGAUUCAAAUGUCCCCAAACAGAAAAUGAAGCUCACUUCAAAUACACACUCUCUGCCUUGAAAACUGAAAGAAGCUCGCCUUCCUUUCCACAGCCACGGCCCUCUGGCGGGAAUGCACAGCAGAGACUAGAGAGAGGCUGAGAGCGUCUCUGUUCUCCCCUCCCCAGACUUUUCCUGGGAAAAGUCAAUAAUUAAGCAAAUUGCUUAACUCUUGUUUCCAGUUCCUGUAUAUCUGGAGCUUAAAGGCAUAAUAACCAUUGUUCCCAUGCUGCAGUUCUCACUAGAGUGGAGAUGUCCUUACACUGACACCAAGAGCGGCCAUCCUCGCCCCAGGAGAGCGGGCGUCCUCUGAACUGAGUGCUUACAGGAGAUCAGAUGGCAUUUUCUUUGUGUUCCUUUUGGAAACUUUUGUAUUAUUCUUUCUGCCUGUCUACUUUUCUGCAAAAAUGAGAUGUACAGAUUUCUGUUCCCUGCUAUGAAAAGUAAUACGUGGCAAUUUUAUAAAUGUUGCUUUCUGGUUUUUAUCAGAAUGAGAAAAUAAUUAAAAUUAUUAUUGAUUUGCAAGUCGUAAACACUUCAUAUUAUGAUUUCUCCUGUUUUAGUUUAAUAUAAUUUGCUAUAAAUGUACAUAUUGUUUCAUAAGGAAUAUCACUUUUAAAUGGUUUUGCUCCUAUGAUUAUGUUGGAAUAUUUGGGAUUUUUAAAGGAGUAAAGACUGUCCUGGAUUUGGUUUUAUAAUUUUUGUCACCAGAUUUUUAUUAUUAAUGUAAAAAAGAGUUGUUUUUUUUCCCUUUUGUUUUGUCUUUGUUUUUUUCUUUGUGAUAGAAGUAGAUGGACGCUGGCAGCUUUGUAAGGAAACAGCUGUAGGACUGCUGGCAGCCGUCAGUUCCCGCUGUUAGGAAAUAAGCCUUUAUUUUUUUGUCUGAUAAUUGGGGCUCAGUUUUUAACUUUAAUUCACAGACAACUGUUACAUCAAUAUUCUGUUCCUUGGCAUUCAUUGUUCAGCAUAGAUAAUGUGUGCACCAUUUGUGUACACAUAAUCAUAUUUCAUUUUUGCAUAAAAUAAAUGCUUCUAGAUGUCCUGUGGAAGUCUUCAAUCUUUUUAUCAUGCUUUCAUCUCUAAAGUCAGAGAAGCAAAGGAAAUGAUCACAGUCAACUCUCAGUUAUCUGUGUAAAAGAGGGGUUGUUCUUCAAGUGAGCAGUUUUGUAGUCAUCAUAAACAUGAGAAUAGCAAAAGCAUCUGCAAGAGUGGUUGAGGAGAGACUUGAAAUGACCUUUUUCUCGCCCUCAGAGUUUUUGCCGGUCUCUACUGUCCCCACUUGGAUUGUGCCCAAAGCCCUAGCAGAAUGUGCUACUAUAUUUGCAUUAUGACUUGGUCUCAAUGGGAUUUAUAAAAUCAUUGAAGUGUCAAAAUUUCUCCAGAAUGAUAUUCAUAGAUGAUAUGUCACUUAGGUUCUCAUAGAUAAUUGAGAGUGGACUAUAAAUUGACUGGGUGAAAGUUGGGUUUUUUCUUUUAAGUGUUUUAGCUAUUUUACAUGUACAUGUUUGGUGUCAGAAGAUGGCUAGAGAACAGUGGAUACCAAUGACAACAACAUUUCUUGAAAGGGCAUAAAAGCCCUACUCUUCCUGCUGCCUCUCCAUAACCUUUUAGAAAGAACAAAACAUUGCCUCCAAUAUGCUGACAGAGUAUCUAUGCAUAUGGAUCAGUAAGGUCCCUCAAUCAAUCAGUGCUAUAUUCUAUUUAGAAGAAAUCUGAAGUUCAGACAACUUGAUUCUUAGGGCCACCGAUUAGUCACAAGGUGCAAGAAGGGAAGGUCCCUGGGUGUUAAAUAUUGUAACAGCACAGCAGAACUGUCCACAUUCGUUAUGUCUCUCUGGAGUUUUGCAGUGGGGCCAUUAUUUUCAGGGUCUGCUCCUCAUGGGUGUGUAAGCAUGAGGACUAGACCUCUGGCUCUAAGGGAGGGGAGAGAAAACUCUUCAAGGAUUAAUCAUGAGGGACUCAAUUACUGGAAUGUGUCAGGUUUUCUUUGAAAAAGAAAAUGUAAAAUCUCUUAGGAAUUUGGUAUUUACAUCUCAGAGAAAUACAACACAAAAGUGCAGACUUAUAUUUGAGAAUUACUGUUAACCCUUUGUGUCUAGUUUGAAGCUUCUUGUAUUUGUCUAAAACUACAAGCCAGACUUUUGUAUCCUUUGAUAAAAGUGUGUAUAAUGUAAAGUAGUUUUGCAUAUCCCUGUGCUGCACAUGGGCUGGGUUUUUAGAAUUUUUUUAAAGACUUUAAGCAGAACCUUGUAAUUUGUGUAAAUGACAAGUGUAAAAUCCUUCCAUAAAAUGCUUACAAAUAUGCACUGUUUCAAAUAAAACCAAGAAAUGCAGCAUUA
Messenger RNA from Myodes glareolus (Bank vole), 6657 nucleotides. NCBI's taxonomy places the organism in Eukaryota, Metazoa, Chordata, Mammalia, Rodentia, Cricetidae. The record is from RefSeq and is a predicted model, not a curated record.